Molecule: messenger RNA, 3835 nt
Organism: Parasteatoda tepidariorum (common house spider)
Lineage: Eukaryota; Metazoa; Arthropoda; Arachnida; Araneae; Theridiidae
Gene: rdx
Product: BTB/POZ and MATH domain-containing protein rdx
Molecular function (GO): protein binding
Source: RefSeq, a predicted model, not a curated record
AUGGUGUCAUUGACAUUAUAACCUCGAGUAUCCGCGUUUCCUCAUUUGUUGUUUCUGGAACAAGGAAUUUCGGUUAAGUAAGUACUACUACUGCAACUUUAGAAAGGAACAGAUGUGUUUUGUUUGACCCUGAUUUUGAUGUUUGCCCUCUUUUGAUCGAAAAAGUUCUUUGUCCACCAAAUCUAAGUAUUUUUAUCAAAAAUAUUUAUUAUAUCGUUGAAUCAAUUGCAUGAGCGACUGCCACAAUGGCGUUGACUCGUGUACCAUCGCCACCUCCUACACCACAAUCUGAAGCAACGCAAUCAGUUGCUGAAAGUUGGUGCUAUACCCAAGUAAAGGUAAUAAAAUUUUCGUUUAUGUGGACAAUUAAUAAUUUUAGCUAUAGUAGAGAAGAAAUGGGAGAAGUCCUGAAAAGUUCAACAUUCUCUGCUGGUAAUAAUGAUAAGCUUAAAUGGUGCCUUCGGGUUAACCCCAAAGGCCUUGAUGAAGAAAGCAAAGAUUAUCUUUCUUUGUACUUACUUCUAGUCUCUUGUAAUAAAACGGAAGUAAGAGCGAAAUUUAAAUUUUCCAUUCUAAAUGCAAGGAAAGAAGAAACAAAGGCUAUGGAAAGUCAACGAGCAUACAGGUUUGUACAAGGUAAAGAUUGGGGGUUCAAAAAAUUCAUUCGUAGAGAUUUUCUUUUAGAUGAAGCUAAUGGACUCCUGCCCGAUGACAAAUUAACUUUAUACUGUGAAGUAAGUGUGGUUGCUGAUUCAAUAAAUAUAUCUGGUCAAAACAGUGCUAUUCAAUUCAAAGUUCCUGAGUGUCAUCUUUCAGAUGAUUUUGGCCAGUUAUUCGAAGGCUCAAAAUUUAGCGAUGUUAUCUUGAGUGUGAACGGACGAGAAUUUGCCGCUCAUAAAGCAAUUUUGGCUGCCCGCUCCCCUGUAUUUUGUGCUAUGUUUGAGCAUGAAAUGGAAGAAAAGAAACAAAACAGAGUUGAAAUAACUGAUAUGGAUCAUGAAGUGUUGAGAGAGAUGUUACAUUAUAUAUAUACUGGUAAAGUUAACAAUAUUGAAAAUAUGGCUGAAGAUUUGCUUGCUGCUGCUGACAAAUAUGCUCUAGAUAGACUAAAAGUAAUGUGUGAGGAACAUAUCUGUUCAAAUCUUAAUAUUAACACUGCUGCUGAAGUUUUAAUUUUAGCAGACAUGCAUAGCGCUGAUCAACUAAAAGCACAUGUAAUAGAUUUCUUGAAUUUGCAUGCAACAGAAAUCAUGGAAACUCAAGGUUGGAAGACUAUGUUGACUACGAACCCCCAUCUUGUAGCGGAUGCCUUUAGAGCUCUUGCUACUCAGCAAAUUCCACAAAUAGGACCUCCACGUAAACGUAUUAAACCUUAAGUCGAACUGUAAUUUAAGCUAUUCUACUUUUCCUCCUGCGUACAAAUUAUUCACUUAUGCUCUUUUGAUCGUAGAACUGUUCUGUUUGGUAGAUAUGUUUUUGUAUAAUAAGAAACUAUUUUUAUUAUGUGAUCUAUAUACUGCCUGAUUCAUCUUAUAUUGGCUUUUGUUAAUAUAUAUAUACAAAAAAAAAGCUAUGCAUUAUGGAUUUUCCUAUUUGUUGUAAUGAACUUGUGAGCACUAUGAAACUGAACGUAACUGGUAGUUGUAUCUGUGUAUAAUAUGUGAAUUCUUAUGUAUAUCAUAUCUAUAUAUUUAAAGUUCAUAUUGUAUCAUGUAUUCAAAAGAGAUGAAAUUUGAUUAUCAAAAAAAUAAUAUCAGUUAUUUGCUGGUGAAAUAAAAGUUCAUAAAAAUGGGUUAUGUAUCUAAAAUUCAAAAUCUCUAUUUUUUAAAGCUCUGAGUCAACUUGAAUGAACAUAAAGGCUUAAAAUUUCAUUGAAGAAAGAAAAAUCUGUCAGAAUUAUCUUAAAUGAUCUCUUUGUAAAACAAUACUAGUUCUGUAAAUACUAUUUUUUAAUAUUUAAUUAGUUUUUAUAAUUAUUUUAAAAUAUUUAGCAUACUCUGUAAAAGAAAUAGUUAUUAAACAUGAGAAGAUAAAUAAAAAUGUGCAAAUUACUGCAAAAUUUUUGUUUUUAUCUGAAAUUUUUUUUUUAUUUAUAUAUAAUAAAAAAAAUUAUUUUAAUUUAAUAGUUUAAGGAGAAAAAAAAUGUUUUAAUUUAUAACAGGAUUUUACAAAUUCACUCAUGUAUAAUGAUAUGUUUGCUGUGCAACAUGCUUGAUUUAAAAAUGUAUUGUUAUAAUUUGUAGGAGUAAUUAUGCAUGUAAUAAAAUUGAAAAUAAGUAUUGCAUUUAUGAUUUUAAAAAAUGAAUUUGCAUAUUGAAAUUCCUGUCAAUGUUUGUACUGUUACUAAGCUGAACAAAAGUUCUUUUAAUGUUUAUUUUUUUACUAAUUGGACCAUAAUUAAUGAAGGUUAUUAUUUUUAGUUUUAUUUAUUUUGUUAAUAAGAAGUAUUUAAAUUUCCCAAGUUUUAUAUAUGGCAUUAACUAGGAUAGUAAAGUUUAUGUUUUAUUCGGUAUUAAAUUAUGAUUGACCGUAAAAAAUAAGCUUUUUUGAGUGAAAAAAAAAAUUUCAUUACUUUUUUUUUCAAAUCUUAAAAAAAUUUUGUAAUUACUUUUUAAAUGAUAAAAAAUUUAAAGUAAUUUAUGACUUAAAAUUUAGCUAAUUUCUUUAAACUUGCACUCAACCAAGAUGUUGAUUAUUUAAAUAAUAUGUUUAAUUUAAGAAUAUCUUAAAACAAAUAUACAUACUUAAACAACUUUUGUCAAAUAUUUUUAAUUCAUUCAUAUAGAUAUUUUAACUUCACCUUUGAUUAAUAUAGUUUUGAAAUAUCUUUUAUCGGUAAAAGAUUUCAAUUUAAUGUUCUACUAUUUUACAUUGUGCACUUCUUUUUUAAAAAAAAUAAGAAAAGAAUGGACAAUGAAUUAAAACUUUUAUGAAAAAGGAAAUGUUUGUAUCUAUGGGGAAUGUUAAAUGAUUAUAAUUGAUACUCUGUGAGUAACAUAACAUAUUCUCCCUUGUCCCGUAUCUUUCCAAUUUUAUAAUAAUAAAGCUUAAGGGUGCUGCUCCUUGUCGCAUGCAGCAUCUUUAAAGCUUCAAUUGCUGUUAUUGGUUUUUUCCGCAUUUAUAGAUUAGUUUUAAAUUUAAGUUACGUGCUAAUAAUUUAUUUAUUAAAUUUCUGUUGCACAGUGCAUUGAAAAUAUUACUGACAAAAUUGUUCCUACAGUAAUUUGCCUGGAACGCAAGUCAAAAUCUUGUUAUUUUUAUGAUUUGAAGUAAUUGUAUUAAAAAUUUUAUUUUGUUGAAAUUUUAAGUUCGACACAUACAUCAAAAGUUGAUGUAAGUUUCAUCUGCGUUUAUGUACAAUUAACAUUAUUGGGUGUUACGUUUUAAGUUUUGUGUUUGACAUUGCACUGCAUGUGUUUACCUACCUGUAGUUGGGAUUUGUUAAUUUAUUAGUAAUCAAAAUAAAUAUUUUUAUAUUUGUUGUUUUUCUAUAUCAUAUUUGUGUUUUCAGUAUUUUCUUCCCACCUUAUAUUUGUUCAAAGCAUUUGACCUUACCUCUGAUAUUGCACUGCAUAUUUUGUUUAGAGCUUUUGAAAACUCUUGUUUUUGCAUGUUGUGAUUAUUGUUUUCUGACCUACAAAUUAAAAGUUUAUGUACUUGCUCUGUUGAUUUAUUUUUUUUUUUUCGAAAUUAAUACUUGUGAUUAAUUUUUCCUAUAAGUUUAUAUUUUUCUAUUUAGGAAUUAUUGUUUACAUUGAAUUUGAUACAUUACUCUGUUUAUUUGGUUGUUUGUAUGCACUUAAUUAAAUUUUUUUUUUGGAUUUAUUCAUUUUUA